AUGAUUACAACUACAACAACUACAGCAACAUCACAGAUUGGUGAUUUGAAUGAAAUACCGAACUUGAAACCACCAAGAGAAACAUUUGUUGAUCAACCGAAAAGUCCGGAGGAUGUUAAUUUAGAAGAGUUAAUUUAUGAUUUACAAAAUGGUACCAAAAACGUCAAUAACUUGCAUUUAUACCAUUCAAUAUUUAUUUUAUCCAAAACAUUACAAUUUAUUGUUAAAUUACAAGAACAUCCUGAUUUGUAUAAUGAAUUUAGAUGGCAACAAUUGAAUAGAUUGGGGAUCAAUGAAGAUGAUCUUAUAGAUAAAGACACGGGAAACAUUAAUGAGAAUAACGAAAGGAAUGCUAAUGCUAGUAGUACGUUAUUUCAACCACAACCACUGCAUAUGACCAAAGAUACUGAUUUUGCCAAUGAAAUGAGUAAUAUUCGAUCAAAUACGCCGUCAUUAUCUCCACCACCAUUGAAAAUGGCCAAAUUUCAUAAAAACUCGAUCAUUAAUGAUAACAAGUAUUAUGAUGAACUUGAAACAUCUAUAGAGGCAAGGAUUGUUGAUGACGUUGAAGUUGAUCGAGAUAGUUCUAUAAGGUCACCAGAUGAUAUCUCAACUCUAAAUAUACCUUCACCUACAAAUGAGUUUGAAUCAAUAAUUGAUGAAAAUAUCGAUGACAUUAAAUAUUUUAGUGAUAAUAAUAAUAACGAGAACAACAACAACAAUAAUAAUGAUGAACCACCUCCAUAUAUCCCCAUUGAACAAUUAAUUCAAUCAACAACCAUUACAAAUCAAACAUAUAAUGAUGAACAAAUCAAUGAAAUUUAUAUCAAUAAAUUAAAAUUGGAAAUUACCAAUCAACAUAAAAACUCCCAAAAGAAACUGGAAUCACAAUUGGAAUCACUUAAAAUAUUCAAUUUAUUGAAAACUCCAAAUAUAUCAAUUGAUCAAUUUUUAAAUCGAAUUAAAACUUAUUCAUCAAAUAUAUCGAUAAUUUCUUAUUUAAAUACAACUUUUUUAUUAUUUAAAUUAUCAAUUUAUUUAAAUAAAAUCACGUUGAAUUUAAAUAAUAGUUUCCGAUUUUUAAUUGGAUCUUUACGUUGUUCAAUCAAAAUUUUUGAAGAUAUUUAUCAACAUCAAUCAAAAUUUAAUAAUGUCGUUGGAAUAAAUAAUUUACCCGAUUUAUUGAAAAUUGAAUUAAAAUUUGUUUAUUUAAUAAAUUUUAAUUUUAAUAGUAAUUUCAAUUGUUUUAUCAUUGAUCAAUUUUUAAAAUUGGAAUUCAUUCAAUUAUGUUUAUUCAUGAAAUCAAAUUUACCUGAUGAUUAUAAUAAAAUUGUCAAUAAUAUUAAGUCAUAG
Molecule: messenger RNA, 1353 nt
Organism: Candida albicans SC5314
Lineage: Eukaryota; Fungi; Ascomycota; Pichiomycetes; Serinales; Debaryomycetaceae
Exons: 1
Coding region: 1-1353 (450 amino acids)
Biological process (GO): regulation of cyclin-dependent protein serine/threonine kinase activity
Molecular function (GO): protein kinase binding
Source: RefSeq, a predicted model, not a curated record